CCUUCACCACCAUCACCACUCAUCAUGAAUAACAACUAACUCCACCACCCUAAUAAACAAUCCAGAUCCCAAACAAACCAACCAGCCUAGCGAACCACCCCCCCAAUCGCGAAAACCCUCCUUAUCGCCGAUACCCAACCGCUCAGUCGCUCGCUCGAUCGAUCCGAUCCACACGCGCCCUCCGCGUCGCGUCCCUAUCAACCAGACCUUAACCCAUUACACUUUUUCCCCACCCACCCAUCACCCUAUACACCACCAACACCACCUUUUCAUUCCAUCCAAACCACCGAGAAAGAGAUCUAGAGAGAGAAGAAAGAAAAAAAAAAAAACAGAAACCAUGCCCCGAAAAUCCACCAGCAGCACGCCCGGUGACGAACACCCCCCGACGACACAAUCCCCUUCACCACAUCCACAUCAACCUCCAAAUCCAGUCCAAUUGCCCGAAUCCCAAGGUCAGAUGGUGGAGGCUACGGAACAGCAGAUUAAGGCGAGGGCGAGUAUAGAGGAUUACCUCCUCCCUCGCUCCCUCACCCUCCGUCUGGCAAAAUCCGUCUUGCCACCGAAUACCUCCAUACAGAAGGAUGCUGUCCUGGCGAUACAAAAGGCCGCGACGGUGUUUGUGUCGUAUUUGUCGUCGCAUGCCAACGAAGCAACCCUAAAACGAACCGUGGCGCCAUCCGACGUCUUCAGUGCGAUUUCAGAGCUGGAGUUUGAUGGGUUUCGGGCGCGGUUGGAGAAAGAGUUGGAGGCGUUUACGGAGUUGAAGGCGGGGAAGAGACGGGCGAAGAAGGGGGAGGAGGAGCCUGGGAAGGAGGUCGGAGAGGAGGAAGAAGAAGAGGAAGAGAAGGAUCGGGGUGCGAAGAGGGUGAAGCGUGGGGUUGAGAAGAAGGGGGAGGAGAAGCAGGAGGAUGGGGAUGAGACGCAGGAGGAGCAGGAAGUUGUCGGCAAUGAGACGGAGGAGGAAGAGGAAGAGGAAGAAGAGGAGGAGGAUGAGGAGGAAGAGGAAGAACAUAAGGAUGAGGAGGAGAAUGAUAUUGAUCGGGUGGAGGAUUUGGAUCGCGAUGCGCGAGCCAAACGGCUGAUGAAUCCGGAUGUUGAAGGGGAUGAGUCGGAUAGUGAGGAUGAGGAUGGACCGGGGAGUCAGCUUCGAGGGGAUUUGGGGCUGGGCUAAAAGAACGUAAUUUGAUGGUAUAUGGUUACUCUAGGCAAUGAAUGAUGUUGCAUG
Messenger RNA from Aspergillus sclerotioniger CBS 115572, 1225 nucleotides. It is a transcript of the gene cbfA, whose product is annotated as putative CBF/NF-Y family transcription factor. Lineage: Eukaryota; Fungi; Ascomycota; Eurotiomycetes; Eurotiales; Aspergillaceae. Bases 338 to 1171 code for a protein of 277 amino acids. Gene Ontology annotation, cellular component: CHRAC; epsilon DNA polymerase complex. Gene Ontology annotation, biological process: leading strand elongation; heterochromatin formation; DNA damage response. The record is from RefSeq and is a predicted model, not a curated record. Gene Ontology annotation, molecular function: chromatin DNA binding; protein heterodimerization activity. The transcript is spliced from 3 exons.